Molecule: messenger RNA, 978 nt
Organism: Aspergillus fijiensis CBS 313.89
Lineage: Eukaryota; Fungi; Ascomycota; Eurotiomycetes; Eurotiales; Aspergillaceae
Product: hydroxymethylglutaryl-CoA lyase
Exons: 3
Coding region: 1-978 (325 amino acids)
Biological process (GO): L-leucine catabolic process; ketone body biosynthetic process
Molecular function (GO): hydroxymethylglutaryl-CoA lyase activity
Source: RefSeq, a predicted model, not a curated record
AUGCCACCCCCCUCUCCCACCGUGAGAAUCGUCGAGGUCGGACCCCGCGAUGGACUCCAGAACGUCGCCACCCACAUCCCCACCUCCACCAAGCUCGACCUCAUCCGGCGACUGCACCACGCCGGUUUGCAGAGCAUAGAGCUAACCUCGGUGGUCUCACCCCGGAAGAUCCCCCAGUUGGCCGACUGUCGCGAUCUCCUACAGCAUUCCCUGAUUCGAAGUCUGGCGAGCGAUCCGCAUCUGCGACUGCCGGUCUUGGUCCCCAAUCUCAAGGGAUUGGAGAUUGCGCGCUCGCUGGGCGUCAAAGAGGUGGCUGUGUUCAUCAGCGCGACCGAGGGGUUCAGCCGCGCCAACAUCAACUGUACUGUCGGGCAGGGGAUCGAGCGAGCAACGGAGGUCGCAUCCCACGCCAUUGCGGCGGGUCUGGCCGUGAGAGGCUACGUAUCCUGCAUCUUCUCCGACCCCUUCGAUGGCCCGACCUCCCCGGCUGCGGUGCUCCGCUGCGUUCGAGCCCUGCUCGACGCGGGCUGCUACGAGGUCAGCCUAGGCGACACGCUAGGCGUAGGAUCGCCCGCCACGGUCCGCGGUCUGAUCCGGUACUUGACAGACGCGGAUGUCCCCGUCGACCGUCUGGCUGGACAUUUUCAUGAUACCUAUGGCCGCGGGGUCGCCAAUGUCUGGGAGGCGUAUACGUGCGGCGUGCGCGUGUUUGACAGCAGUGUCGCCGGUCUCGGGGGCUGUCCUUUCGCUCCCGGUGCCAAGGGGAAUGUCGCAACGGAAGAUGUCGCAUACAUGUUUCACAAUGCUGGCAUCGAUACGGGGAUUGAUCUUCCCAGCUUGGUGAACACGGUGGCCUGGAUCUCGAAACAGCUCGCAGACAUAGACUCCACCCAGGCUGCUAGCGAAAGCGACCAGGACCGGUCGAAUGAGCUCUUCUCAGAACAUGCAACUGGCAAAUAUGGCGCCUACGGGGUGUGA